CCCAUGAGGGUGACGACGAUCUGAUCAUUUCUCUCAUCUUUCUGCCUCAAUCUGCCUCCCAAACUGCUGUGAAUCACAGAGUUCACUAUCCUACGCCAGCAGGCAGACGUAGUCACCCAAUCCAACCCAUCGAUAUAUACAACUUUCGCUUCCAGUCCCCUCUUUCCGUAUCGACUCUUUCACAACUCACGCUGGCAUCGAAGCGCCCGGUCUAUUGUUUGUUCGACAGCCACCUAAAUUACAUUACCAAUUUGGAAGAACAACACCAACACCCAGAAUGCCUCCACCACCUCCUCCGCCGCCUCCUCCUAUGAUGGGAGGUCCACCUCCACCUCCACCACCACCGGGAGGCUUACUGUCAAGGCCCCCCGCUCAGAAUAGGGUGAAGCCCCCCGCUACCGUAUCUAUGCCCGUGGAAUCCUUGGGCUAAAGCAAUCAAUUCAUGUUGCUGAUUCAUUCAUAGGGUGCUCUUCUCUCAGAUAUCUCCAAAGGAAAACAAUUGAAAAAGACCGUGACAAACGAUCGAUCCGCGCCGAUUGUUGGAAAAGUAAGCUCAGCAUCGGCGCCCUCUCCAUUAGCAGGCGCUCCAGCGGUGCCGGGAAUGUUGAGACCACCAGGAGGGGCACCACCAGUGCCAGGAGGAGCAGUAAAUAGGGUGCGAAGUAACAGUGAUCAAGGGGGAAGGGAAACCGGAGGCGCUUCAGGAAUAGAGCAACCCCCACAGCUCGGGGGACUUUUUGCUGGUGGGAUGCCCAAACUAAAAAAGCGAGGGGGAGGUGUUGAUACAGGAGGUAACUUAUACAAAAACAUCCUACACGAUAUUGAAAUUUCAGUGUCUAACUGUCACAGCGAACCGAGAUUCAUCAUAUACUUCAGAUCCCGAGUCAUCCUCGCGGACUUCUGCUCCAAAACCACCAACAAUGGCAGCUCCACGGCCACCAACCGCUGCACCCCCAAGACCUGGUGUACUUAGUGCAGCAACUACACCAAGUUUCCAGCCUUCGAUAGCAAAUUUAAGAAAAACUGGUCUCACGCCUGGGCAGAGACCUAUGUCUUCAGCAUCAAUGAAAGGUCCACCGCCUCCAAUAGGCAAAAAACCCCCUGCUCCCCCACCAGGAGGACGAAAGCCCUCUUUUCCAGUCCCUCCGCCCCCUUCUUCAGUGGCACCACCACCACCGCCCACAGCAGCUCCCCCAUUACCAGGCACCCUGCCUCCAGCAGCUCCUCGAUUACCACCACCAUCUCGUUCACAGGCACCACCACCCCCUCCGCCGCCAACCUCUCCGCCGCCAACCUCUCCGCCGCCAAUGACGAAUGGUCAAAGUCUUGCGAUGCAAGCUGCUAAACGUGCUGCAGGACAGGCUUCUCCAGCAGCAGCUCCCCCGCCUCCACCUCCCGCAACUAAUGGGCCUCCGUUUGGUGCCCUAUCAUCUUCAUCUUCCGCUCCACCUCCACCAAUUAGCAGAGUUGGUACCCAGCAAGCUCCGCGAUCGAUGUAUGAUCCGAGCUCUUACACAUUAUCUUCCAACGGGGGUCUACCGAAGAAUCCCAGCCCUAGCCGAGAUUCGGAGGCUUCAAGACGGGUAGUGAUCAACGACCCUCGAUGGAAGUUCCAGGACGAAUCAGUUUUACCCAAACCCAGAGACUUUAUUGGCGGGCCCAAAAAAUAUAGAGCAGGUCGGGGAAGCAGCGUGCCAUUGGAUUUGGCGGCGUUUCAAUAGAGUAGAAGUUGCAUCAAGAGCUACGAAGGAGGUUAUUGUAUCCAUGCCUUUUGUGCAUUUAGCGGCGACCAGGUACUUAGAUCAGGAUGAAUCACGGCCAGGAAAGGAGUAUGCAGUGGGAAAGGUUAGGUAUGGCUUACAGGACCCCAAUGAGGGCCCCAAUAAAUACAAAGAAAUUUUGAAUGUGUUCAUUUGA
Molecule: messenger RNA, 1917 nt
Organism: Hymenoscyphus albidus
Lineage: Eukaryota; Fungi; Ascomycota; Leotiomycetes; Helotiales; Helotiaceae
Source: the annotation of a GenBank genome assembly